This is a messenger RNA of Antrostomus carolinensis (chuck-will's-widow), 1182 nucleotides long. RefSeq names its product zDHHC palmitoyltransferase 13. Gene Ontology annotation, molecular function: palmitoyltransferase activity. The annotation marks the transcript as partial. The record is from RefSeq and is a predicted model, not a curated record. The transcript has 11 exons. NCBI's taxonomy places the organism in Eukaryota, Metazoa, Chordata, Aves, Caprimulgiformes, Caprimulgidae.
GGAGAGACACCGCUUGACCUUGCUUACCAAAGUGUGAAUCGCUUCAUAGUUUAUAUGGUAAAAGAGGAAGAAAGAAUGAGAAGCAGAAGAAAUAACAGGUUACUGAAAAUACUAGAGAAAUAUGAGCUCUUCCUGAUGUUGGCAUCUUCCUUGACGUUGAUGUGGGCCAUAGGAUACAUAAUGAACUUAAGUUCUGAUUCUUGGCUUUUGAAAGGAGCCCUGCUUCUCUUCCUGCUGUUUGGGAUGGCUCUGUUUGUGAGACAGUUCAUGGGGCUCAAGAAUCUAAGGUAUCUUCCCACAGCAUUUCUGCUAAGUUCAGUUUUUUGGAUGUCCAUGACCUGGUUUUUCUGGUUCCUGCCUGAUAUAAGGAGUACAAUUCUUGAAAUCACUGCCAUGCUCAGUGUGGUGGGUCUUCUUUAUUAUUUCUAUAAAACCUGGAGAGCUGAUCCUGGGUAUAUUAAGACAUCGGAAAAAGAAAGAAAAGAGAACGUUGUAGCUCUUGCAGAAGCAGGUUGCUUGGAUUUCAGAACAUUCUGCACAUCAUGUCUUGUAAGGAAGCCUUUGAGAUCUAUGCAUUGCCUUGCUUGUGAUUCUUGUGUAGCCAGAUAUGAUCAGCAUUCUCUGUGGAUUGGACAGUGCAUAGUGGCUUACAGUGGAAAGCAGAGAAAGAAAUCAGCCUUGUCAAACCUCCUUGAGAACAGCAGAGGCUUUGGGAACCAUCUUUACUAUCUAUUGUUCCUGACUUUCCUAACUCUGACUGGUGUCUGUCUGCUUUAUGGAACUCUUCUGUAUUGGUCAAGCCAUUGCUCAACAAGUUAUUAUCGAGACGGAGCGUGGACGUACUUCACACAGAUAACACAUUGUUCUCCCUGGGUUUCCUACAUCUUCGCAGUAGCCUGUUUUCAUACUGCAUGGGCUUCAUUGUGGCUGGCUGUUCAGCUUUAUCAGAUUGCGUUCUUGGGAUUGACCUCGCAGGAGAGAAUGAACCUCCUGAUACAGAGAAAAUCAUCUAAGCAUCCUGUUUCACUCAGGAGAACUCCAUACAAUCUUGGAUGCUUCCAGAAUCUUGCAGACUUUUUUCAGUGCAGUUGCUUUGGUAUGUUCAAACCCAAUGUAGUUGACUGGACCAAGCAAUACAACCUUUUUCAUCUGGCAAAGGAGAAAAAUGUUCAUUCUGUAUGA